Molecule: messenger RNA, 2118 nt
Organism: Bombus pyrosoma
Lineage: Eukaryota; Metazoa; Arthropoda; Insecta; Hymenoptera; Apidae
Exons: 3
Coding region: 1652-2074 (140 amino acids)
Source: RefSeq, a predicted model, not a curated record
ACCGCGGCGCUGGCCGCAGUUCACCAAGCGGCGUCCACGCGACUCGCGACGCGCGUCUCCGGUCCUCGAGCUGGUUAUGCGGCUUUCGAGAGGGCUUUUCGAGGCUCCCUCGAGGCGAAACCGUCGUUCUCGCGUUGACCUGUGCGCGAAUCUCGUUAGACACUCGUACCAAACGGACUACACCGGUUCUCUUAUCGUCCGAGGCCGAAGACUUUUGAUUUUAGGUAUCGAUCGCAAACAGUGUUCGAUAUUCGUUUGGCGUGAAACGAUCUGGAUCAAUCGUCAGAAAAGAUUUUGUGAAUUUUGAUUUCAACUCUUCUUGUUGAACUCAAUCUUCACAUAUUCUAUGAACAAAAAGAAGUGUAAUUUUAAGUAAGAAAAAUGUAACUAAGGAAAAAGAUGUUUAAAUGGAGUGUGUAAGAUGUUUGACUCGAUGUGUGAUAGGCUUCGACGGAAAUAAUGCAAGGUGAUUCGCAAUCUUUCGCGUCGUUUGUGAACGCAGACACGUUUCGACUAAGUAGCCUGGUCCAUCUUCGCAAAUUCUGUCGAGAUUCUCUUCGUCUAAGAGCAGAAGAUCGUGCGAAACUAUUACAAUUGCAAGACAAGGACAGGAAAACGCGGUAAAAGUUACAACCAGCAGUAAUCUGUGUCCUCGACAGGAGGGAGAUUUAUUGAGAAAAACUAAUGGUCGAUGUUCGAAAGUCUGAAAGGAAUGAGAAAACUUAAAAAUCUCUGGAGGUGAAAUCAAUUUUAUAAUAUUAACAACGAUCUUCUGAAUAUAAUCAACUUUAGCGAAACGAGAAAACGAGAAGUUGUGGAAAUAUAAAUUUGCUGCGAAACGCAAAUGAAAGAUUUUUCAUCAUUUGUUUUGUGAAGCAGUUCAAGAAUCGUCAUUAAUGAGAUAUGAUUUUUAAUAGUCGAACGGAAGAAAUUGGCGGAGUUAUUUUCAAAGAAAGCUUUACGAGUCACGAUAACGCUUAAUUUAUCGUUUAUGUUAAUUGAAUGUCUGUUAUCGUUGAAAAUAAUUUGAAUAAAGAGAAAGAGGAUAUAAAUUCGACGAAAUUAAGAGAAUUCGAAAAUCUGAUGUGAGAGGUCGGAGAGAAUUCAAUAGCAAGAACCGAUGAUGUAGAAUUACAUUGAAAAUUGCAACAAGUGGUUCAUUCUUCAAGCAGAUGGGAAAUCUCAUGAGUUUUUCAAACAAAGUCCCUCCGGAAGAAAAAUGGUGCAAGCACGCCUUGGAAGAUAAUACAUUCUCCUCUUAUUCGUUAUCUUUCUCUAGUCAAAGUAAGAGAUUUGAAAAUCCAAUUCGUUUCUUUAUAAUAAAUCUUCGUGAUCCAUAUAUCACGUGGAGUUUCUAUAGAACUAUCCUGAAAAAUAAAGAAGAUUAAUCUAAGAGUCAGAAAGUUACAAGAAUAAGUAUAACAAGAAAAUUUCUUAGCGAAUAUGAUUUACGUUCAUCUAUAUACAAUCUAUCAAUCAGAAAUUAAUUAUAUACAAAAAAGUUGAUUUCUUCGAAUUCUUUUAUCGUGAAGCUAAAAAUUCCUCGACAUAAUUCCUGUUUCUUCGAGAGGAAAAGAUUGAGAAGUAAAAAACGGCAAAACUGGAGGGGAAAAAGCGAGCGGAGAAAAAACUUCACAAGAUUUACCGGAAGAUGUCGACCGAGGAUGGUCGACCUUCCACUCCUGCAGGUUCUGGUGUAAUCGACGAAACUGGACACGGAGGCAACAGAAGAAUGUCGCACUUCAAGGAAUAUAAAUUUUUCCGCAGCUUCAGCGCGAAGGUGGAGAACUGGCCGAUGCGAAAAGCGGAAGCUCUAUGGCGUCGUAUGCGUGAAAGGAAGAUUGCAGGCUCAUCCAAUCACCAUAAAAUAGUGUCCAAGGGCGCGUCGUUACAGAGAUGGGGACGAUGUACAAUUUGCAUUUUCAUGGGCCUACGUACGCGCGGGUUAUCCACCUUCAAGGUGGACUGCAUUUCGACCCGGUCUCUUCGCGAUGAGAAUCGCGAAAAAUGCCAAGUUAGCGUGCACGCGAGCACAGGUGCGUUUUUAUCUCGCGAUUCAUACGAAAUCUCGUGAAAUUUGUGCACCGUUGUGAAAUCUUGAUUGCGUUUUUCAGAAUG